Messenger RNA from Vigna umbellata (rice bean), 1170 nucleotides. RefSeq names its product Duplicated homeodomain-like superfamily protein (gene MAMYB). Gene Ontology annotation, biological process: regulation of translational fidelity; 'de novo' cotranslational protein folding. Gene Ontology annotation, cellular component: cytosol. NCBI's taxonomy places the organism in Eukaryota, Viridiplantae, Streptophyta, Magnoliopsida, Fabales, Fabaceae. The record is from RefSeq and is a predicted model, not a curated record. Gene Ontology annotation, molecular function: ribosome binding; Hsp70 protein binding.
GAUUUUAGAGUUUUGUUUCAAUUGGGUGUGCGAGAAUGGAGUUCCUGGACGAGGACGCGAGGCCGAGGUUCGUGUUCCAGUCCGGUGCCGUUGCAAGCACCGAACCACCGCACCCGGACCACAAACCUACCAAGCCGUUCCUCUUCGUCACCAUUUCUCUCUCUUCGCUCUUCCUCGCUCUAUCUCUCUUCUUCCUCGAAUCGGAACCCUUCAAAUCGCUCCUAUUCUGGCUUGCGCUCUCUCUCCUCAUCGGCCCCUUCGCUCCCCCCUCCCUCACCGGCGGCGACGUCCGCGUCGGCCUCGGCGAGGUCGUCAACUUCCCUGAUCCGGAGCCGGAAACCGACGACGACGCUAGGAAGCCUCCGCAACGGCGAUCCAGACAGCGGAGGCCCGAGGAAGUCGCCGCCAUCGGCCCAGUGGUGUCCGUCAGCACCGCGGAGAAGAGAGGGGGAGGCGGCGGAGUGGAGAAGGUUUCGACGGUGGUGGAGGAGAAGGAUUGGAACGAGGAGGAUGUGGAGGUGCUGAAGAAGCAGCUGGUGAAGAAUCCGGUGGGGAAGCCAGGGCGGUGGGAGGCGAUAGCGGCGGCGUUCGGCGGAAGGCACGGUGUGGAGAGUGUGAUAAAGACGGCAAAGGAGUUGGGGGAGAAGAAAGUGGAUGAUUCGGAUUCUUAUGCAUUGUUCUUGAAAAAUAGGAAGGCAUUGGAUAAGAGGGUUGUGGAGGAGAAUGGGGGUGAGGACUCGGUGACGGUGGAUAAAGUUGUUGAGAAUGGUUGGAGUUCUGGCGAAGAUAUCGCGUUGUUGAAUGCAUUGAAAGUGUUCCCUAAGGAUGUUUCAAUGAGGUGGGAGAAGGUUGCUGCGGCGGUUCCCGGGAGAUCCAAAGCUGCUUGCAUGAGAAGAUUUACUGAAUUGAAGAAAGGGUUUCGGAAUGCAAAAGCUGCAGCCGAGUGAACACUGUUCUCCCCAGGAUCAUUUUUUUGUUUGUUUAAUUUUGUUAUGAUUUAUAUUGUUUUUGGCUUUGAUGAGGCAUUAUUUGCACCUUCCUAUGGGUAAUACUCAUCCUAUGAGUAAUACAUAAAUUCUGUUCGUGUAACUCUAUGAAAUGCAUUGAUCUGAACAACAUAUGUAUUUGGAAUCUCUUAUAGUGAAAAAUAGAUAUUUGAUAUUGACUCUU